CCCCCAUCUUUUUUUUAUAAUUUUUUUUAGUAUUGAUUAUAAUGGCUACUCAGUUAAUUCCAGCUCGCCACAACAAUAAAUGGUUAGCGGUGCUAUUGAUGAAGUGGAUGGGUUAUUCUUCUUUUGCAGCAGCCAUUGUCAGCAUGCUCAUCUAUUGUUAUAAGAAGCAUACAGCCAUUACAGAAGAUAAAAAGACAUUAUUAAAGAAGAAACCCUUAGAGAUUAGCAUCCGAUCUACUAGCAGUUUAGCUAACCUGCAUGCAUCGAGACAGCUCUUGACUCCUCCACCUUCCCCACAGCCUACUUAUUCCACUGCUGCUGUUGCUGCAAACAAAAGCUGGAGCACACGCUUGAUUGAUGGUGUCAUUUCGGCCACUCGUAAGCGAAAGAGAAUGACCAUUUCCCUGAAAAACACUGUCUUGUGGAAUCCCAGCAGUGAUGUCAACACACCUAACCACGCGUUCCAUGAGAACACAGUGCCAUUAUUAAAUAGACUUGCUCAGAUUCAUGAUAUAUACGUCAUAAUCCACAUGAACUCGGAUAAAGAGCGUCAUCAAAUCACUCAACUCCUGAACAAUAAUCCCAAUUUAUUAUUAGAUUCCAGAAAGAUUCUUCAUUGUUCUUCAGAACAAGGAAAACUACACUUGAUUCGUCAUUUACAACCCCACAUUCAUGUUGAAGGAGGCACAGAGUCCGAUGACGGCAGUUUCAUUAUCAAUCAAUUAGACAACGUUGAACAAAAGAUCUGGAUAAAGAAAAAUACACCGCUUAUGGGCAAUGACCAGCUCCAAUUGGCCGAUAGUAUCCUCAAAACCUGGAUUGCUCUGUAAAUUCUUUUUACUUUUUAUAUAUACCCACACACUUAUUAAAUAAAAAAAAUCUUGCCUAAUCUUA
Messenger RNA from Mucor mucedo, 894 nucleotides. RefSeq lists its product as uncharacterized. Bases 42 to 830 code for a protein of 262 amino acids. The transcript has 2 exons. NCBI's taxonomy places the organism in Eukaryota, Fungi, Mucoromycota, Mucoromycetes, Mucorales, Mucoraceae. The record is from RefSeq and is a predicted model, not a curated record. Gene Ontology annotation, biological process: peroxisome organization.